AUGGACAAUUCCGCAACUCCUGGAGAUCGUUCCAUCGUCCGCCAAGCACUGGAGCGUGCCCGUAACUGCGAGCCAGAUGCUGUUGAUCGAAACACGAGCGCUAUACUCGAGACCGCCAUCGCGAAUCUGUGGCAGAGGAUACAGAAUGCGCCGGAUAGCUAUGUGCUGAAUGGUGACGAAUUUGCAUUAUUCAACUAUUUCCGUGUCAGAUAUCGCGGUAACCGGAUUGCCCAGUUGGCAGUGGAACGGUUCUGGAACAACUACCGUGGGAACAGCGCAAGCAGUGAUGGAAGUAAGACAUAG
Messenger RNA from Aspergillus lentulus, 303 nucleotides. RefSeq lists its product as uncharacterized. The record is from RefSeq and is a predicted model, not a curated record. Lineage: Eukaryota; Fungi; Ascomycota; Eurotiomycetes; Eurotiales; Aspergillaceae.